AUGAAGGACCUGGACAAGUCGGAGGAAAAUCUUUGCUUCCAGAAGGAAAAUUUUGUUGAUGAUGACGAUGAUAGCGGCGAGAGAGGAAGGAAAGAGGAUGGAGAAGGUCCGUCAUUGGUGACAGAGGGUGGUGAAGACAGUGAUGACGAACAAAGUGUAUUACAAGAUCAGUUGUUGGAAACUGACAAACGGAAAGUUAGGAGAUUGAAAAGAAAGAAAAGAGAUACCGAAUGCUCUUUGGGAAGCAGUGAAGAAGAGACGGAGACGAUGGUGAAGAAAGAGUUGAAUUCGACCGACACAAGUGGGACUGAAAGCACUCCGGAGGUGCUUGAUGAUGAAGAUAUCGAGCCGCAGGAUAAAAUUUUUCGUUCGGUGAUAGAGGCAGUGAGGAAUGAAAAAUUCGACUAUGCUAUGGAACUUUUUCGACGUUAUGUGAGUUUCGCUUCAGUGAAAAUUGGACCUAUUUUGCCCUACUUUUACUUUCAUUUUGAUUAUCAGGAGAAAAUAGUGGGCUCUAAGGAGGAGAAGAAGGCGGAGGAGGAGGAAAAUAGAGAGGAGGAGGAGACUAAAGAGGAGAAGAAGGAGGCUGCAUCUGAUCAGGUUUUAAUGGAAGAGAAACCCUGCAUUGAAAGGAUUGAAGAUGAACCGACAGUAAGAAAUGUCCUUCAUGUUGAUCGUUUUGCAAUUAGUGUAGAGAAGCCAUCACUAAUUGACGUGGCUAUGGAGGGGCUAGCGGAAGAGAUGCGCGAUCUUCUACGGAUCGGAGAGGAUCCUUUGGAGUGCGAUCUCGAUGGCAACACUCCGCUGCACCAUGCCGCCGCUUUGGGUCAUUUGAAGUGUGUGACUGUUCUUAUAGAGCAGAGAGUGCCUCUCGAACCACUGAACGAUGCCGAGAUAACACCUCUCAUGAUGGCUGCUCAGAACGGGCACGUGGAUGUUGUUAACCUUUUUCUGGAGCAUGGAGCUCUGAGUGAGUACGAAAAGAGUCGAUCUGGCAAAUCCCCUCUUACAUUCGCCUGCUUAAAGGAGAGAGAAGACGUGAUCCACAUCUUUCUGAACUCUAAGCAAAGACCAAUUGGAAAGAGGGAACUUGAUGCAGCGCUGGUACAAGUUGCCCUAAAAGGAAGCCCAGCCGUUGCUGACCUGCUCAUUGAAACGGGCGCAGAUGUGAACACUCAUGAACAAGAAGGAUUAUCGCCCCUGCACGCAGCCAUUUUUGCUGGAAACGCAGCGAUGGUCGAGCUGCUGAUAGCGCGAGGAGCAGACUUAGAAUUUCAAAACCGAAAUGGAUAUCGCCCACUCAUGGAAGCCGUCAGAAGAGGUCAUCGAGAUAUUGCUGAAUCUCUUCUCCUUGCAGGAGCUGCAGUAGAGUCGGCGUCAGAGACAGACCAAUCGAUCACACCUCUGCGUCUGGCGAGUGAGUAUGGGGAUGACCGAAUACUUGUCCUUCUGGAGAAGUUCCGAGCGCUGGCGCAUUUGGACUGA
Molecule: messenger RNA, 1485 nt
Organism: Rodentolepis nana
Lineage: Eukaryota; Metazoa; Platyhelminthes; Cestoda; Cyclophyllidea; Hymenolepididae
Source: the annotation of a GenBank genome assembly